AGUUCCCCCCUCUGGUGAAACCCUGUCUGAUUUGUGGGCAAUGUUGGGAUGUAAAAAAAAAAGGAAAUCGGAGCAAAGAGAGAGAGAGAGCGAGAGAGAGAAAGAGAGAGAGAGGAGGGAGAGAAAGAGAUCGAGAGAGGGAGACAACACUAACUGGGUAGCUAUGGAGAUAGUAGCUUUUCCUGCUAGCUUUCUUUGACAGGUGCCGAGUGGGAUAAAAUAAAGUCGCCGAGCAGCUGCCACGAUGUACGGCAAGGGCAAAGGAGCUGUGGUCCCCUCAGACAGCCAAGCGAGAGAAAAGUUGGCGUUGUAUGUGUACGAGUAUCUGCUACACGUGGGCGCACAGAAGUCGGCACAGACCUUCCUGUCUGAGAUCCGAUGGGAGAAGAACAUCACAUUAGGGGAGCCCCCUGGAUUUCUCCAUUCGUGGUGGUGCGUAUUCUGGGACUUGUACUGUGCAGCUCCAGACCGAAGGGAGACGUGCGAGCACUCCAGCGAGGCCAAGGCCUUCCAUGACUAUAGCGCAGCAGCAGCGCCCAGCCCGGUGAUGGGCAACAUGCCCCCCAACGAUGCCAUGCCAGGCGGUCCCAUGCCUCCAGGCUUCUUCCAGGGACCGCCCGGCUCUCAGCAGUCCCCCCACGCACAGCCCCCCCCACACAACCCAAGCAACCCCAUGAUGGGACCCCAUGGCCAGCCUUUCAUGUCACCACGGUACCCGGGUGGACCGCGCCCCGCUCUUCGAAUGCCAAAUCAGCCUCCAGGUGGAAUCCCGGGAUCUCAGCCUCUUCUGCCAAACAGUUUGGACCCCACACGGCCGCAAGGACAUCCUAACAUGGGCGGUCCAAUGAGGAUGAACCCUCCUCGAGGAAUGGCCAUGGGCCCACAGAAUUACGGGGGCAUGAGACCUCCCCCCAACUCCAUGGGUGGCCCCAUGCCAGGGAUGAACAUGGGUCCAGGAGGAAGAGGGCCAUGGCCCGGGCCUAAUGCUAACUCAAUAGCAUACUCCUCCUCAUCUCCAGGAAACUACGUGGGUCCACCAGGUGGCGGAGGUCCACCCGGAACUCCCAUCAUGCCCAGCCCAGGUGACUCCACGAACUCCAGUGAAAACAUUUACACCAUGAUGAAUCCUAUUGGACCCGGAGGCAACAGACCCAAUUUCCCAAUGGGACCGGGGCCUGACGGGCCAAUGGGCGCUAUGGGAGCCAUGGAGCCGCACCACAUGAACGGAUCGCUUGGAUCUGGAGACAUGGAUGGCUUGCCAAAGAGUUCUCCUAACAACAUGGGGGGCAUGAGCAACCCUCCCGGAACGCCGCGAGACGACGGCGAAAUGGGCGGCAACUUCUUGAACCCAUUCCAAAGCGAAAGUCCCUCCGGAGCAGCCCUGGAGCACGCUGGGACUCUAAUCAAGACGGGCCCUCCGGGAGCGUGCAAGAUGGCCACCGGCCCGAGCAGGAAGCUGUCACAGAGCAACAGGAAGAGCCUCUUCUCGAAUUCGGGCCCGAGCCUCCCCGGCUUCCUGUCUGCUUCGAGACAAUGAGGACGAACUGGAGGGUGGGAAAGGAGACCGAAUGAGGACACAAUGUUGGCUCUCUUCAGCAGCUGUCUGGAUACUUCAUCGGACUUUUUCAAAGUUCUUUUUAAACGUGAUGUUCCCAACAGAUUGGACGCAGGGUCUGCUGACAGGACCUCACCGACCCUUGACAUUAUUCUCUCUGUGUGUACAUUUUGAACAGAGGUGUUGUGAUGAUCCGUGAAUUUUAGUUUUUUCCCCCUAUUUUGUGUAUGUAUUGUAUCAUUGCUAUUUUUAUUAUUAUUGUAUUAUUGUUAUUAAUUAUAUUGCUAUGGUCAUUUUUAAAGAUUAGGAUCUAUUUUUGUUUUGUUUUUAUUUUAAGGGCACAUUACUUUGAAGACAGCGUAACAUCACUGGCUAACGAAAAACAUGUAUCUCCAAUUUUUUUUUUUUUUUUUUUUUUUGGUUUUUAUUCCAAACAACUUUUUUUUUUUUUUAUAAACAUGUAAAAAAAAAAAAAAUUGUUCGGAACAUUUUUUUAACGUCACUUGAUAAUGAACACAUUUAAUUUUUUUAUUCCAAAAAUUUAUCAUCAGCAUGAGUUAUCAUCAUUAUGAUUCCGUAAAUUUCUUAUUGCUUAUCUUUUGGGGGAUAAAAAUGCACCAGAAAUUUUGAGAAAUGUACAACUGUCUGGAGGAUUUUACAUUUUUUUGCAUAACAUCACUUGCUAAUGAAAACAUGUAUCUCCAAAUUAGUUUUUUUAUUUUAAAAAAAAAAAUCUUUUUUUUUUUUUUUUUGGGAUCAAGAUAAAUAGCCAAUACACCCGAAAUUUUAAUAAAUAUUUAAUUUUCAGGAAGAUUUUUUUCCCCAUAACACCACUUCAUAAAAACAUGUCCAGUAUCUCUAAAUUAUUUUUUUAAUUGUUUUUUUUUAACAAACAUACAAAUCUGGAUAAAUAUACAGUAGUCUAGAAGUUUAAUUGUUUUUUUUUAUUUAUUCAUUUUUUAUUGCGUAAUGUCACUUACAAAUGAAAACAUUUGUCUCCAACUUGUGUUUUCUGUUUAUUCUAAAAUGCUCUUUUUUAACUUCACAAAUGUGGAUAAAAACACUUUUUUGUUAAAUUACAAGAAAACGUGGAGUUACAUGCUUUUCCUGGUCAGCUACAACAAAUCCAAACUUUAAUGAUGUGAGCUCACUGCCCCCUGCUGGUAAGACUACGGUAUAGCCAUCACUUGGCCUACUGUUUUGUUUGCUUUGUUUGUUUGUUUGUUUUAAACUCAACAACACAAAUCCAAACCUGAUGUUUCAUGUUAACGAAAGAAAUGCACAGCUCUAUUUAUUUAUGGACUUUUCUUUUUGUUGAUUGUUUACUUUGACUUGAGAGUCAUGGUUACAUUUUGAAAGUGUUAUUCUCGUAGUAGCAACUGUGUAAAUAUGCAGAUCCAGUCAGCACUGUGUCCUCAUCUGUGUGAUGUCACCCACAUCCUCCCUAAAAUGGUACUGACAACCCCCCCACCCCAGUCACACAUGCUGCUCACGUCACUUUUGGUCUGUCUUUGUUUGUAUUUGGACAUUUUUCUUUGACGUUAGUCCUCAUCUCGCAGUGAUGUCAUUGGUUUCUGCUUAUAUCUGUCUGGGUCCGGGGGGCGGCCUCGUGGUAGCAACGCUCUAUGUCGGCUCGCAGAGACGCUUGGGUGCCCCCCCCUUAUGACGUAGUUUUUGUUGAAGUUAGCUAACCGGGGUCCGGGUGGGGGCGGCGGCAGUCGCAGUCAGCGUCCCCUUUCAGAUUCUCUCCCAUCGUUUUUUUGUUUUGUUUUGUUUUUGUAAAUACUGUACAAUGCAUUUUGAUAUCAUUGACAUGUUUUGAUAUUUCAAAUGACAGUCGGAACAGAAACUUGGAAUGGGGGCGGGAGACAACUCUUGCUUGUCCCACUUUGUCUUUGAGGGGGACUUUUAAACGGACGCACGCAAAUUCUCUGAGAACACUUUUAAAGGGCGCACUCACACCGGAGCAUGUCAAGCGUGCUGGACUUGGGCGGCACUCACACUGCUCUGUAGCAUUGAAGUGGGCCGUCACUUCAUGACACAACGCUGUAUUGAAACAACUUUCCUGACUUGGUGGCUUAUUUUCAGCCAUGUUCAUUUAUAAUGUUGGCACUGCCACCCUAUUAAUCCUGUGAUCCACAUACCGCAUGUGUUCAUGUGUGAGCGAACGAGCGUAUCGUCUGUUUUGACUUUGUGGGUUAUUUCGAGUCAUUCUGUUUAUUUUUUAUCAUGGACUAUAUCGUUUAUCAUUAUUACCUGGCAGGAAACGCAUAAUUUCAUUAAUUAUGCCCCUCUCUGUGCGCUUGUGUGCCAUCGUCUUUAACUUUGUGGAUUAUUUUGAGUCAUUCUGUUUCUUUGUAACAUGCAAGGUGACUGAUUGUCAUUAGCAACUGGCAGGAGGAACGACCACAUAAUAUAUCAUAUAGUUAUUAUAAUUAUAUGACACGUCUACAUUGUGCACGAGCGACCGAACCAUCAGAUUUGACUUUGUGGAUUAUUUUGAAUCAUUCUGUUAAGGUGACCAGUUAUCAAUAGUAACUGGAGGCAGGAGGGACCAUAGAAUUAUAUUUCAUUUAGUUAUUAUAAUUAUAUGACAUGUCUACAUUGCGCAUGAGCAACCGACACAUCACUUUUGAUUUUGUGGAUUAUUUUGAGUCAUUCUGUCAAGGUGGGUGGGCGGUAUUAUCAUUAGUAACUGACGGCUGGAGCGACCAUAUAAUUAUAUAUCAUAUAGUUAUUAUAAUUAUAUGACAUGUCUAUGUUGCGCAUGAGCAACCGAAACAUCGGUUUUGAUUGUGUGGAUUAUUUUGAGUCAUUCUGUUAAGGUGGGGUGUUCUCAUUAGUAACUGGCAGCAGGAGCAACCAUAUAACUAUAUAUUAUAUAGUUAUUAUAUGACACAUCUACGUUGCACAUGAGCAAACGAACAUGUCUGCUUUGACUUUGUGGAUUAUUAUGAGUGUAUUUAUUGAUUUUACGCAAGACGGCGGCUGAGGAGGAAUGAUCGCAUUAAUUCUACAAGACAUCUAUGUUGCACAUGUGCUUGAGCGUGAACAAACACGCACAUUGCCAGCUUUGACUUAGUGACUUAUUUUGAGGCUUUCUAUCACACAAGAUGGGAGAGACGUACAGUACCAGACAAAAGUUUGGAGACACUUCCUCAUUCAAUAACGUGAUGAAGUGUCUCCAAACUUUUGACUGGUAAAAUAUGUGUUGCGCAGCCUGAGUGUUGCCUGACGUGAGUGCGCCAUUCAAUAAAACUGUGCUUGUCCAACAACUAUUUAAAUUUUUAAAAAUGAUAAAUUGAGGUCCUAAUUUUAAAAUCAAGUGUAUUUUAACUGUGAAUUGUACAGAAGGAGGCCACUUUUGUUGACACAUAUCCCUUCUUCUUAACUAUGAAGGAUUUAUUUUCACAUCUAUUUCCAAGUGCAGGAACAGGCGGCUUUUUUUUUUUUUUUUUUUAAAUAUAUAUAUAUAAAAAAACACUGUACAAAAAACUGCAGUCCAACUUCACUCUCUUAAUUUUCUUACUGUCCUGUAAGAAGAAGAGUCGUCGUCACAACAUUGAGGAUCAUUUCUGUAUUUCUAUUGUGCUAACUGUAAAAUACUGUAACAUUGAAAAACAAAAAGAGGGGGUGAAAUGUUCAGUUCCUCUUAUUUUAUUUUUUCCUCCUGAUGACAAAGCAGUAUUGAACAUGAGGCAUUGUGUCCACGGGGGGGGAGCUGGGGGGAGUUGCUUUGUAUCAUGUUAGGGUAGUUUUUUUCCCCCCAUCCUUAAAUGUCUUGUGUAGUUAAAAAAAAAAAAAAACAUUAAAAAAUCUUAUAUGUAUGUUUCUUUACAUUGUAAAAUUUCUUUAGAUUAAACAAUGUUAUCGGGGGGAAACUGCAUUGAUAAUUAAUAAAUGUAUUUUUUUCAGGUUUUUUUCAUCAAGUUGUUUUUUGCCUGUUCCUCCCCCCCCGCCGCUGUUGUAGAUACGUAUUAAAACAAAUAAAA
Dunckerocampus dactyliophorus (ringed pipefish) is the source of this 5547-nucleotide messenger RNA. RefSeq names its product single-stranded DNA-binding protein 3-like. Bases 245 to 1537 code for a protein of 430 amino acids. Lineage: Eukaryota; Metazoa; Chordata; Actinopteri; Syngnathiformes; Syngnathidae. The transcript has 18 exons. Gene Ontology annotation, cellular component: nucleus. Gene Ontology annotation, biological process: positive regulation of transcription by RNA polymerase II. Gene Ontology annotation, molecular function: single-stranded DNA binding; protein binding. The record is from RefSeq and is a predicted model, not a curated record.